UCUAAAGACGUUUCGCAUGACCUUAAUGAUUCGAAGCCUGUGGCUGUAUUCCAAUGCGUUUAAAGCCGGCUACAAGAGAAAAAUAUGCCUUGCAGAUUCAGUCGCACAAUAUCAUAGGUUUUACACUUCCAAACACGCUGUUUUAUUUCAGGGCCAACGGUUUCCCAUCGCAUGAUUCUUGUUUCCAACUCGCCCACACAGGCCAAUUCCGUGAAGAGAGCGCUUGGUGUACCGCCUGGCCGGCCCGGCCCGAUACCUUUUGACUUCCACGUCCUAUUGUAGUUCCCGGCAGCGAGGAGUGGUCUACCUCCAGUUCUGCGGACAUGCUAGUUAACAUGUCCGGAACAGUGCCCACGUCACCGCACCACCAGUUUGUUUACGGGCAUUUUUCGGUCGCUGUUUGUUUCCUCUUCGUUUGUUCACACUAUAUAAGCCGGGCAAUGGCAUAUUAUGGCGGUGCAGUGGCUCCCCAGCCACCCAAGAUGAAGCAGCUGGGGCUGCUGACCAUCCUGCUGGGGGUGACCGGUGUCGCCCAGGGCUUUUUUCUUCCCUAUGGAGGUUUCGGUGGAUUCGGAGGGCUGGUAAGCCACAGCGUAUCUCCGGUGGUGCAGCCCAUCAUCAUCAAGCCACCGGAGCCGGAGCCGCCGCCAGAACCGAAGGUCGAGGUGCACGUGCACGGCGCUCCGCACGAGCCGCCGCCGCCGGAGCCGCCGCCACACCCGCCGCCACCCAUCAUCAUCGUGGCGGGACCGCCAGAACCGCCGCCACCGGAACCUCCGCCGCCGCCUCCACCGAUCAUUGUGCUGCCCGCGGGAGGAGGUGGUGGAGGAGGACCUCCCCCGCCUCCGCCGCCCGGAGGACCGCCCCUCGUGGUUCUGCCCGUCGGAGGCGGCGGAGGAGGCGGACCGCCGCCGCCACCUCACGGCGGUGGAGGGCCCCCGCCGCCCCAGAUUCUGGUGCUGCCGAUGCCGGGCGGUGGCGGCGGCGGCCCGCCUCCGGGUCCGCCCCCACCCCCGCCCCCACCGAUCAUCACCCCGGUUUACGCGGGAUAAACUGGUCGAUCUCAUGUGUAAGACGGCCGUCCCAUCGUCGCUGGCAGAAAUGCUGGCUUCCUAAAAGUAUUAUGUGGUCUAUUGAUCAAUGUUCCUAUGAUGCAUGUCAUUUUGUGGAUAAACAGGUACGACGAUUUGUUUGUGUCUGGCUUGAAUUGGGUAUAUGUUCGGCUACAAAUAAAUGUUUUGGUCCACAA
Molecule: messenger RNA, 1249 nt
Organism: Amphibalanus amphitrite
Lineage: Eukaryota; Metazoa; Arthropoda; Thecostraca; Balanomorpha; Balanidae
Product: formin-like protein 5
Exons: 3
Coding region: 324-1052 (242 amino acids)
Source: RefSeq, a predicted model, not a curated record